Messenger RNA from Penicilliopsis zonata CBS 506.65, 725 nucleotides. RefSeq lists its product as hypothetical. Gene Ontology annotation, molecular function: mRNA binding; structural constituent of ribosome. Gene Ontology annotation, cellular component: cytosolic large ribosomal subunit. The coding region runs from base 21 to 503 and encodes 160 amino acids. Gene Ontology annotation, biological process: cytoplasmic translation. Lineage: Eukaryota; Fungi; Ascomycota; Eurotiomycetes; Eurotiales; Aspergillaceae. The transcript has 3 exons. The record is from RefSeq and is a predicted model, not a curated record.
GCGCAUCUCCAGCAUUCAAGAUGCGUACCUACGACGAUUCUUUCAGCGGUCAAAAGAUCUACCCUGGCAAGGGUAAGCUGUACGUCCGUGGCGACAGCAAGAUCUUCCGCUUCCAGAAUGGAAAGUCCGAGUCCCUCUUCCUCCAGCGCAAGAACCCUCGCCGCAUCGCCUGGACCGUCCUUUACCGCCGCCAGCACAAGAAGGGUAUCUCCGAAGAAGUUGCCAAGAAGCGCACCCGCCGUGUCGUCAAGCACCAGCGUGCCAUCGUCGGUGCCUCUCUUGAUGUGAUCAAGGAGCGCCGCAGCCAGCGCCCCGAGGCUCGCGCCGCCGCCCGCCAGCAGGCCAUCAAGGAGGCCAAGGAGAAGAAGGCCGCUUCCGAGAGCCGCAAGAAGGCUGAGAAGGCCAAGACCGCCGCCUCGACCGCCAAGGGCGCUGCCCAGCGCAUCCAGAGCAAGCAGGGUGCCAAGGGCUCUGCCCCCAAGGUUGCCGCCAAGUCUCGGUAAAUCCUCGAAAUCGGAGCGGCUGGCUUGGGCUGGAACGGAUGAGAGGAAAAGGGGAUGGGCAGGGGAAAGGAAAUCGAUGUUUGCCUGUUUUGGGAGGUUUCCAGUGCUGGAAAGUGUUUCCUCACAAAAUUUCAAAUCAAAUGAGAGAAAUCGGCGUCUUGAGCGAUUACUAUUAGGGAGAUCCCGCGGAUUCAAAUGUACAAUCCCGCCGGCUCUCGGUUA